AUGCAAAGGUCGGCGCUCACAUUCACUCCCUCACCCGCUCAUCACCGGGAAUCCCUGGGAUGCGCUGUAUUAGCGAAGGGCGUCCAAAAAGCCAAGGAAACUAUCACCAUGGACGUUCAACAACUUCCUGAGAAACCGACCGUCAAUCGGUCAGUGGUCGCGAUGGAGGGCAGCUCCCUCUCACUGAACUGCAGAAGCUGGGAGACAAAUCCCGUCACCUUACGUUGGGUGAGGAAUGGAGAGGACAUCGGCGCAUCUUCCACCGGAGAACUGGCAGUGCUUCUCCGUGACGUUACAUCAGUAGAUGAGGGGGAAUACUGGUGUUCGGCUGGAAACGACGUGGGCGUCUCCAACAGCUCCACCAGCGUCUCCGUUCAGUACAGACCCAAAACUGAAAUGGCGUGCACCAGCGCUGGGACCGUGACUAACUGUGUUUGCAAGGUCAGAGCCAAUCCUCCGGCCAACGUUUCAUGGAGCAUCGAUGGGGAAGCCCUGGCGGAGCUCAGGUCGGAGGAUGUGGUCGUGGCCCGGGAGACGGACGGGAACGUGAUACAGAGCUCGAUGAAGCUGACCCGUGCGGAAAGAAUGGGAAAUGUGAUUUCAUGUUCUGCAGGGAAUACCCACGGUUACCGCGCCUCCGAAUACCCACUCCGUUCUGAGGGAACAGACGCCCGGACGAUCUACUCGACAGCAGGCGGGGUGGGAGCCGGCCUUGUCAUUCUGAUUGUCGUCCUGCGGACAAUUGCAGUGUGCCGGAAGCAACGACGAAAAGCUGCUGCUGUUUCCGAGCUUUCUGUCGUCUACAGUACUGUGACGCCUUCAAUAAAUUUCGUGGGAGUCGCCCAGGAAUCUCGUGGCGUUGGCGACUCGCAGCCUACUCAAAGAGACGAGAUCGUCUAUGCUGAUAUCAACUUCCAGAAAUGA
Molecule: messenger RNA, 924 nt
Organism: Hypanus sabinus (Atlantic stingray)
Lineage: Eukaryota; Metazoa; Chordata; Chondrichthyes; Myliobatiformes; Dasyatidae
Product: myelin-associated glycoprotein-like
Exons: 6
Coding region: 1-924 (307 amino acids)
Source: RefSeq, a predicted model, not a curated record